AUGAAUAUGAAACAAUAUAAAAAGUCAAAUCAACUUCCAGACUUUGAAACAUUGAAAUAUCAUAGAAGAGUUUAGGUGAGUAAGAAUCCAAGCAACUUGGUAGAGUUUGUAAAUAUCAAUAAAAAAUUCACUUAAAAAAUUGAAAACACAUAGACUCGUGAUUGUUUAACUGACAUAUUUUUGAAAGAAUUGAGUGAAACAGAUCAAUAAUAAAAUUAUGAAUACUCUCCAAAUGAAUACAUUAACUCUUUGAUUGUUCACAGAAAUCCACUGUUUUUAUAAAAAUAGCAUGCGAAAAUAAAUUGA
Messenger RNA from Paramecium octaurelia, 306 nucleotides. The record is from the annotation of a GenBank genome assembly. Lineage: Eukaryota; Ciliophora; Oligohymenophorea; Peniculida; Parameciidae.